CUGUAAUUUUUAGUUUUUACAUGCUUAAUUGUGCAGAUUUUGUAUCAUAGAGGGGCCUGAAACAGUGCAGGACUUUGCGACAAUGGAGCUGCAGGAAAUUCAAGAUAAUAUUCGGAGUCGUCGCAACAAAAUUUUCUUGCAUAUGGAGGAAGUUCGCGGGCUGAGGAUACAACAGCGGAUUAAACGUGCAGAGCUUGGAGCGGUAAAUGAAGAUCAAGAAAACGAACUUCCUAGUUUUCCAUCGUUCAUUCCAUUUUUGCCUCCCCUGAGUUCAGACAACCUUAAGCAAUAUUAUGCUGUUUGUUAUUCAAUUAUUGCGGGGUUUAUCCUUUUCGGUGGCCUCAUAGCACCCUCCUUGGAGUUGAAGCUGGGAAUAGGAGGCACAUCAUAUAAAGACUUUAUAGUAAAUAUGCAUCUGCCGUUGCAGUUGAGUCAAGUUGAUCCCAUAGUGGCGUCAUUCUCUGGAGGAGCAGUCGGAGUGAUCUCAGCAUUGAUGGUAGUUGAAAUAAACAAUGUGAAACAGCAGGAGCAUAAACGAUGCAAAUAUUGUCUUGGAACUGGAUAUCUUGCUUGUGCUCGUUGCUCCAGCACUGGAACCCUUGUUCUUACUGAACCAGUAUCGACAGCUGAUGGCGGAAACCAACCCCUAUCUCUGCCAAAAACUGAACGAUGUUCAAAUUGCUCAGGAGCGGGAAAGGUAAUGUGCCCGACAUGCCUUUGCACUGGAAUGGCGAUGGCAAGUGAACACGACCCUCGGAUCGAUCCCUUUGAUUAGAAGUGGAGCGGCAUCGGUAGUCGUUCCCUUACCACUUACAACCUUCUCUCUCUUUUUUGAUGCAAAUGCAAUACAUACAUCCUCUCAUAAGUCGUGUCAUAAGCAAGGAACGUCUGUAUACAUCAACUGUUCAAGAAUUUGACCAGACAUGUGAUUGCGAUUCAAAAG
Messenger RNA from Malus domestica (apple), 943 nucleotides. Its product is annotated as protein ORANGE, chloroplastic. The record is from RefSeq and is a predicted model, not a curated record. NCBI's taxonomy places the organism in Eukaryota, Viridiplantae, Streptophyta, Magnoliopsida, Rosales, Rosaceae.